This is a messenger RNA of Cololabis saira (Pacific saury), 1901 nucleotides long. It is a transcript of the gene chrna3, whose product is annotated as cholinergic receptor, nicotinic, alpha 3. Gene Ontology annotation, biological process: chemical synaptic transmission; monoatomic ion transmembrane transport; regulation of membrane potential. Lineage: Eukaryota; Metazoa; Chordata; Actinopteri; Beloniformes; Belonidae. Bases 38 to 1723 code for a protein of 561 amino acids. The transcript is spliced from 6 exons. The record is from RefSeq and is a predicted model, not a curated record. Gene Ontology annotation, cellular component: neuron projection; synapse; postsynaptic membrane. Gene Ontology annotation, molecular function: transmembrane signaling receptor activity; acetylcholine-gated monoatomic cation-selective channel activity.
ACCCUGGAUUCAUCCAGCAUCCAUCAGCUGAAACAGGAUGAUUGGCAGAUUUUGCUUCAUAUUUCCAAGCUGUUGGUUCCUUCUGUAUCUUCUAUCAGGAGGAACAUGUUCAGAAGCAGAGCAUAAGCUCUUCUCUGUGAUAUUUUCCAAGUACAAUCAGUACAUACGACCAGUGGAAAACGUCUCUGAUCCCGUUAUUGUGCAGUUUGAAGUGUCCAUGUCACAGCUGGUCAAAGUGGAUGAACUCAAUCAGAUCAUGGAGACCAAUCUUUGGCUGAGACAUAUCUGGAACGAUUACAAACUCAAAUGGAACCCAAAAGAUUUUGGAGGCGUUGAGUUUAUCCGAGUGCCAUCCAACAGGAUAUGGAAACCAGACAUUGUCCUGUACAACAAUGCAGUUGGAGAUUUUCAGGUGGAUGACAAAACAAAGGCGCUGCUUCGCUACAACGGUGACGUUACUUGGAUCCCACCAGCCAUAUUCAAGAGCUCGUGCAAGAUUGACGUCACAUACUUCCCCUUUGACUACCAAAACUGCACAAUGAAGUUCGGCUCCUGGACCUACGACAAGGCCAAGAUUGACCUGGUGUUAAUCGGCUCCACUAUCAACCUCAAGGACUUCUGGGAAAGCGGCGAGUGGACGAUAAUCGAUGCGCCUGGCUACAAACAUGACAUCAAGUAUAACUGUUGUGAAGAGAUCUACACAGAUAUCACCUACUCUUUGUACAUCCGGCGUUUGCCUCUUUUCUACACUAUCAACAUGAUCAUCCCCUGCCUCCUCAUCUCCUUCCUCACAGUGCUUGUUUUCUACCUGCCCUCUGACUGCGGUGAGAAAGUCACACUGUGCAUCUCCGUCCUGCUGUCUUUGACUGUGUUCCUCCUGGUCAUAACAGAGACCAUCCCGUCCACCUCGCUAGUUAUACCCCUGAUCGGAGAAUACCUUCUCUUCACCAUGAUUUUUGUCACCCUCUCUAUCGUUAUCACCGUUUUUGUAUUGAACGUCCACUAUCGCACCCCCAAGACGCACACAAUGCCCUGCUGGGUGCGUACUGUGUUUCUGGGACUGCUGCCCAGAGUGAUGUUCAUGACCAGGCCAGAGAAAGACCCAGAGAAGGUGAGCGUGACUGACAGUGUUCAGGCGAUCCAGUUGAGACCCUGCGCUCUCCAUUCGUCAGGUACUCUGCAAAAGCCGCAGAAGCCUCGGGCUCUGCCCUCCGGCGGGGUAUCGAGCCUUACGAAGCGCCAGCGGUUUCUGAACAACACGGAGCUCUCCAAUCUCCGAAACUUGAGUGGGGACACAAAUAAAUGUGCCGGGUCUGGCCUCCUGUGUUACGAGGGUCGCUGCAACUGCUGCUGGCAAAAGAGAUCUGGCCAACUACCCUCCGACUCUGGAGGAGGGAGCGGGGGACUGGGCAGCCUGGGGGCCCUGACCGGAGGCAGCGCUGCCGGGCCUGAAGGGGAAAGUCAGUGCUCCAGCUCCGAGUCUCUCGAUGGAGGACUAGUUUCCCUUUUGCCUCUUUCCCCUGAGGUCAGGGAGGCCAUUGAGAGCGUUAAAUACAUAGCAGAGAAUAUGAGACUACAGAAUGAAGCAAAGGAGGUUCAGGAUGACUGGAAGUACGUUGCCAUGGUCAUCGAUAGGAUCUUCCUGUGGGUUUUUGUUCUUGUGUGCAUCCUUGGAACAGCUGGCCUGUUCCUCCAGCCGCUUUUACUUGGGGAUGAUAUUUGAUUUAAUAUGAUAAAACUAAUGCUCCGGACUACCUGUGACAUACAGUGUUCAGGCCGAGGAGGAAAAAUUGCUGCGAUUCAAGCAUUUUUCCUCUUUAUUUGUUUAUUUCACGGUUAGUUUGAUGACAAUAAUUUCAGGACUCUUUAAAGGUGUGAGGAUAACCAUGAAAAACUCUUGG